Sardina pilchardus (European sardine) is the source of this 2692-nucleotide messenger RNA. It is a transcript of the gene rabep2, whose product is annotated as rabaptin, RAB GTPase binding effector protein 2. Gene Ontology annotation, cellular component: intracellular membrane-bounded organelle. Gene Ontology annotation, biological process: endocytosis. Gene Ontology annotation, molecular function: GTPase activator activity; growth factor activity. The transcript is spliced from 13 exons. The record is from RefSeq and is a predicted model, not a curated record. The coding region runs from base 178 to 1578 and encodes 466 amino acids. Lineage: Eukaryota; Metazoa; Chordata; Actinopteri; Clupeiformes; Clupeidae.
AAUGGCUCUUCCUGCCGUUGAUCCUCUCCUGGUGCAGCCUCCAGCGCGGACCGGCUGACACGAGACCCAGCACAAUACUGACAGGAAACCGAGCCGGAUGGACUCGAGCACCCCGCCGCAAGGCUGAGUCGAGACAGGACAGGACGGGAGAACUUCGGGACGCGGUAUUUUCCAGCCAUGGAAGUGUCGGAGAAACCGGCCGAGAACGGCGAGAACUCGGGUGAUGUGGUGACGUGUCUGCAGGAAGAGCUGCAGAAGGUGCAGGCUCAGCUGGAGCACUGGCAGGGUGUGGCCACCAUCUGUGAGCUCAGCAAGGAGGAGGAGCUUAAGGAGCUGCAGAAACACUGCGACCAGGAAAUGCAGUCAUUACAAGAGGCCUUAAGAGAAACGGCCUCUCAGUACGAGGCCAGGAUCUCCAGUCUACAGAUGGAGCGGGCACAGUGGAGACGGGCCAGCUUGGGCAACGACACCAAGGGUGCAGGUGUGUGUGUGCGUGAGGGGGGUGAUGUGGAGGGGGGGGAGGUGGAACACACAGGCCUGAUGAUGGAGAGCGGCGGCUACCUGGAUGCAUCACCUGGAUCUCACCUGGAUGCCUCGUCACACCUGGACGGCUCCUCUCACCUGGACGCCUCGUCUCUGGUGUCCUUCUCCAUGGAUACGCCCUCCCUCCCCCGACGACCGCCCCAGGACGACACCGCCUCCAUCGUUUCCACGGGAACGCUGGUGCCCGAGGCCAUCUACCUGCCCCCACCUGGACACAGACUCAUCACACACUCCGACUGGGACGCACUACACACACAGGUUGCGGAGCUGCAGGGAGAGUUGACUCAGUUGCGUGAGCAGAGAAUAGAGCUGGAGAGAGAGUUGGACACACAGACAACUGAGACACAGAAACAGGUGUCAGUCCUGCAGUCUCAGGUGCAGACAUCAGAGGCCCUCCUCCAGGAGCUGCAGCAGUCUUUCAGCCAAUCACAGAGCGCCGUGCAGAGCCGCCUGGCAGAGCUGUCUGUGUCCCAGAGGAGAGUGUGUAGCGAGCUGUCCAGACUGAAAGGGGAGGAGCCAGAAGAGGAAGGGGCAGCAGAGAUGACCACAGCCCUCAGCUCCUCAAUGCAGGGGUCGCACUGUGAGGAGAGACUGCGCAUCGAGAUCGUCAACCUGAAGGAACAGCUUGAGACACGCACAGAAGAGAGUGAAGUUCUUGAGGUUCGGCUCUCCAGUCUGAAAACAGAGACGGACCGGAUCCAAACCCAGAAGGAAAAGUUGGAGUGUGAGCUGCAGGCGUGUCGCACUGAGAUUCAGGGCCUGCGGGUGGCGCUAGCUCAUCUCCAGGGAGACAAGAAGACCCUCCAGAAUGACAAGGCGUCCCUGCAGCAGCAGUGUCUGGAGCUGCGUAGUCAGGUGAUCAGCCUCCGCUCACAGAUGGACACCAGCCAGACCGUCCAGCAGGACUUCGUCCAGUUAUCCCAGUCCCUACAGGUAAAGUUGGAGUUGAUUCGUCAGGCUCAGACUCUGGACCAAGUGAAGGAGAUCUUGGGGGAGGAGCUUGGCUCAGAGGCCCCACCCAGCACGGCCACCUGAUGCUGAUUGGCUGAUUGUGACUAAGUCACAUGACCCUCUGCUGGAGGACCAAUGACGGGGCAGAUCCUGAGUCACAUGAACUUCUGCUGAAGGACCAAUGACGGGGCAGAUCCUGCAGCUUGAGACCAAAGCCCAGCUGAGACCACUCCUACUCACCAGCUUCAGUGUGUGUGUGUGUGUGUUUUAAAAAGAAUUUGUCAUGUGAUCAACUUAUCAGGGACUGUAUCUGAGUUUUUGUGUGUGUGUGUGUGUGUGUGUGUGUGUGAGAGAGUGUGUGUGUGCUUCAACCUCCAUCACCAGCCUGAUGUUAAGGCCUGUAUGUAUGGCUGUGUGUUUGUGUGUGUGUGUUUAUUUGUGUGUGUGUGUGUGUGUGUGUGUGUUUGUGUGUGUGUGUGUGUGUGUUUAUUUGUUUGUGUGUGUGCUGUAACUUCCAUCACCAGCCAGAUGUUUAACUGUUUAGUGUGUGUGUGUGUGUGUGUGUGUGUGAUCUACUCUUUUUCUGUAUUGAGGACAUUCCAGGGGUGUGGCUCAGGCAAGAGUCUCCGCCCCCUAUUCAGCUUGAUCAUGUGCAUUCAUUGUCAUACACACACACACACACACAAACACACACAAACACACACACACACACGCUGCUGACCAAAACUGUGUGUAUGUGUGAGUAUUUACAUAUUGUUCCUUGUCUGUUGUGUGUGUGUGUGUAUUGGUCUUCAUGUAUGUGUCUUUUCUUGCUCAUUUUGACAUUGUAACACUGUAAAGCUUAACCCUUGAUCUCACUCACACACAACACACACAGACACACACACACACACACACACACACACUCUCUCACACACACACACACACUUUCUCACACACACACACACACACACACACUCACGUCUUCUAAUAAUGUGCUGCGCUUGGCUUGCAGACUUAUCAGGGUAAUAAGCUCAUAUUUAAACUCCACACACACACACACACACAAACACACACACACACACACACACACACACACACACACACACACACACACACACAUACACACACACUGUUCUCAUGUGAAGGAUGCAACUGACAGGAGGCAUGAACUAUUGAGAUUCCUAUUUUUAUUAAAUCUCUUUAUGCUUUAAACACA